Messenger RNA from Oryzias melastigma (Indian medaka), 4630 nucleotides. It is a transcript of the gene xylt2, whose product is annotated as xylosyltransferase II. Bases 205 to 2838 code for a protein of 877 amino acids. Gene Ontology annotation, cellular component: membrane. The record is from RefSeq and is a predicted model, not a curated record. Gene Ontology annotation, biological process: heparan sulfate proteoglycan biosynthetic process; chondroitin sulfate proteoglycan biosynthetic process. Gene Ontology annotation, molecular function: protein xylosyltransferase activity. Lineage: Eukaryota; Metazoa; Chordata; Actinopteri; Beloniformes; Adrianichthyidae. The transcript has 11 exons.
AAAAUAAUUUGCAUUAAUAUAUUUUAAUUGCAGUAAAAUGAAAGAAAAAAAAACAUUUGGGGAACCAAUGAAUCUGUAAUAAAAGAAGACAUUUGUAAAGAAGAAGCAUUCGAGGUCUGAGUUUACAUGUUGAGAAACAGCGACCCCGCGUGGUCCCGCGCGCUGAACGGCACGCGCUCGGUCGAAGUCAGUUGGUGAGGAAAAAUGGUGGCCAGCGCUCGAGUGCAAAAGCUGCUCCGACGAUACAAACUAGCGAUUGCAGCCGCACUAACUAUCCUCCUCAUCCAAGGGCUGGUGGUAUGGAGUCUAAGAAGUUUAGAAGAAGGAGAAGCAGAGAGGAAGACGAGACGAUCUAAACUGCCUGACCACAACAGCCAAGAUGCUAAAAAAGGCAGCUUGUUGUGGGAGAAGUCAAAUUCUCUGUCUGGGAGGAGCAAAGGUAGAUGGAGCACCAGGUUUGAACGGACUGGGGGCACAGCUGCAAGCACGCAAAGAAAAGGGAACAGCGGUCGAGGGGGAAAACUUAGACAGAAAACCCCCCAGGAGCGGGAAAUGACAGCAGCUGGACUGGAUGGCGUAGUUCUUCACGAUCUGUCCAGCAGCCGCAACCUCAGCGACAGCCACGGCGGCAUCGACGCCGGAGGGAAGUUUCCAGCUGCUGUCUUGCCAGGGGAGCCGGGCAGCGUGGACGGCGCGCAUCAAGCCCCAAGCAAUGACUUUGUGCCUAAAUGCGACAUCACAGGCAAAGAUGCUCUGUCGGCUCUACACCGCGCCGAGUCGCAGCGAUGCAGACAGGAGAUCGCCAACAUCGUGUGCCAGCAUCAAGCUGGGAAGCUAAUGCCACACGGGUUCCCUCAGUUCUGCCCCCAUCCAGGGUUUUCACAGCCAGUCGAGGCUGCAGGUGAGGAAGACUUCAGCAUAGCUAAAGUGAAGAACCCUGUCAGGGUGGCGUUUGUCCUGAUGGUGCACGGCCGAGCUGUUCGACAACUCAAGCGACUCAUUAAAGCCAUAUACCAUAGAGACCACUUCUUCUACAUCCAUGUGGACAAGCGUUGUAGCUACAUGCACCGGGAAGUCCUGCAGAUGGCAAAGCACUACCCAAAUAUACGAGCCACACCCUGGCGGAUGGUCACCAUCUGGGGAGGAGCCAGUCUUCUGAAGGCCUACCUACGGAGCAUGCAGGACCUGCUUUCCAUGGCUGAGUGGAAGUGGGACUUCUUCAUCAAUCUCAGUGCAACAGACUUCCCAACUAGGACAAACGAUGAACUGGUGGCUUUCCUGUCGCAGCACAGAGACAAGAACUUCUUAAAAUCCCACGGGAGGGAGAACACCAGGUUUAUUAAGAAACAGGGCCUUGAUCGGCUCUUCCACGAAUGCGACAACCACAUGUGGCGUCUUGGCGAGCGCAGCAUCCCAAAAGGCCUGGAGGUCUCUGGCGGCUCCGACUGGUUUGCUCUCACCCGCCACUUUGUGGAGUACGUCAUCAACUCCCAGGACGAGCUGGUGCUGGGGCUGAAGCAGUUCUAUUCCUACGCUCUGCUCCCCGCCGAGUCUUUCUUCCACACAGUGCUUGGGAACAGUCACAUGUGUGACACCCUGGUGGACAACAACCUGCGCGUCACCAACUGGAACCGGAAGCUGGGCUGUAAGUGCCAGUAUAAACACAUAGUGGACUGGUGCGGCUGCUCCCCCAAUGACUUCAAACCUCAGGACCUCAUUCGGAUUCAGCAACUGAGUCGUCCGACUUUCUUCGCUCGAAAAUUCGAGUCAACUGUAAACCAGGAGGCCAUAGAAAUCCUGGACACUCACCUGUAUGGGCAGUAUGCUCCAGGAACCGCCGCCAUCAAGGCGUACUGGGAGAGCGUGUUCGAGCAGCUAGAUGGCGUGGGCUCCCUCAGCGAUGUGGCUCUCACCGCCUACACUUCUUUCAUUCGUUUGGGCCUGAAGAGCCUGACGAGUUCUCAAAGCAACGCGGAAGCCUGCAGGUUGGAACAUGUCGGGUACCCUUUGUCUGUACAUUUGUACUUUUAUGAUGACCACUUCCAAGGGUACCUGGUUCGCCAGGAAGUGCAGACUGUGGGGUCAAAGGAGAGAGAGACCCUGGAGGUCUGGGCUAUGCCUCAAACCAAGCUCACCUUUGAGCUCCACCUCAGAGACUUUGAAAGACUCAAGAACCUGGAGGUUGGAACAGAGUGGGAUCCCAAAGAAAGGAUCUUCCGUAAUUUUGGCGGCGUGGUGGGACCUUUAGACGAGCCCCUCGCAGUGCAGAAGUGGGCGCGCGGUCAGAACCUCACGGCCACCAUAGUUUGGAUCGACCCAGCUCUGGUGGUGGCCGCCUCCUACGACAUUAACGUGGAUGCAGAUGCAGAGUACACGCACUACAAACCGCCGCUGCAGCACCCCCUGCGGCCCGGCACGUGGACGGUUCAGCUGCUGAAGCAAUGGCAGCGCGUGGCCGAAGUGAACUUCCUCGUCAUGCCGUUAACGUUUAACAAUAAAGAACCGCUACGAAGAGAGGAGGACAGCUGGUUUCAUUCAGGGCCUCCGGGUAACUUGUACUUGGAUCACAGCCUCCAGCAGCUGAGCUCUGUGCUGAAGCUGCCCCCCCAGGAGCCCGCCAUGCAGGCGGCCCUGCGCAACGCUCAGUUAGUGGGCCAGCCCCUACAAGAGUGGGUGGACAGGCAAGUGGAGAGCUUCUGGGUAAUAGGGAGCAUGUGCAGUGCACGGACAUCCUCCUGCCCCGCGUUGGGGUCUUGCUCCAAAACCACAUGGAGCUCCUACUCACCUGACCCGAAGUCUGACCUGGGGCCGAUCAAAAGUGACGGACGGAUCAGGUAGCCUCACGGCAAAGCGCAGGAGGACUGUCGGACAGCAGCGCUGACACUUUCCAGAAACUCGAUAAUAUUGAGAUGAGCGUGGAGCUCGAAGGAACCUCAGCAGGAGUCCCAGCUCUCAGGGAGGGGCUGGACGAGCGUUAGGACUGCAGAAAAUUUGCACACAGAACAUUUCAACCCCAAAAAAAACUGUAUCUUUUUUUUUUUCUAAAAAGGAAAAAAAUGGGUACACAAAUGUCAGAUGUUUAGCUGUUUGGCUGGUCUUCAUUCACACAACUUUAAUAAUCGUCUGGUAGGAGUCACCUGCACAGGUCUGUUCUGAGUGAACUGUGCAAGGUAGUUUUUAAAAAGCCAACGACAGACUGUAACGCUGUGUGCUCGAUCUUCAUUUCAAGGGAGAGAGGAGCCUUUUAAUCCUAUUGUGCUUAUUUUAAAGCAUUACGUAAGCAUACGGAACAGAUGUGAAGUGCACUUUAUUUAAGAUUAUGAUAUUACGAAGAGGUCACUUGGUUUCAGUGCAACAAAGUGGAACGACGAGAAUCAAGGUCACACCUUUUUUAUUUUUCUUGGAGCAGACUCGCACAGCCUCCUACUCUUGCACAGACAGAUCAUGGAACAAUUUUAGAACAAAACGUUGUUUCUUCUUCAUUUCCUCAUACUUGGUGUAUGUGGGGAAGUUUACAGCUAGUCGAAGGUUUGUUUCUCACUUGAGCCAGAAUAACUGCUCUGGUUUUCUUGGAGCUAAGAUUGUAUGUCGAUUCUGCUCACAGGUUUCAAACUUUACGCCAUGACAGUCACAAUCAUAGGAUAUCAAAUGUAAACAUGCGUUCAAGCUUUCUCUUUAAAAACCCACUCCAAUUGGGUUUUUUAAGCUAUUUUAAAAGCAUUCCCAGUCUUUUUUUUUUUGUUUUGUUUUAAUUAUGGUUAUACAAUUUUUAGUCAAAAUCUAAAAACCAGUGUUCUUUCUUGAGGACAUAGUUUCUGCAGAGCGGAAGCUGUUGCUGAGAGCUCUGAUCAGGGAGCUUGUGCAGAGUAUUUUCAUGUCACAAAUAGACAUUUUUUUCAUCUGCUCCUGAUUCACAUGAAUUUAUAUAAAGAAAUACUUGAUUUAUGUGUAUUUUUUCUCUUUAUAUGUCCUCCGUCAUCAGAAAAAAGCCACAAAAACAUGUUUUAAACACAGUUUUCAUCGGAGUGGGUCUUUAAUACAUUGGAACUAUCAUUUGAGUGUUUUAUUUCAAUGGCAGAAUUGUUACACCUGUGUAUUUUUUUCAAGGUUGGUUCUGGUUUUUGCCCCCAAAUUGCUAAAUUGUUUACUUGUCAGAGGUCUCUAAGCUGCCUUCACUUUAUUGAGUUCAAAAGUGUUUACUUCAAGAAAUGUUUCUGAAUUCGUCUUGAUCCCCUGUUGAUGUUCUACCAGCUUUUGCUCAGAAGUCUUAAGUUGAAGUUUCAAAGUCUUGAAGUGACCUUGUUUACCUUGCACAGUACGUUUGCUUCAGUGAAGCCCUGGUUCGGUCAUGAGGGAGCACAGUCAUAGUCGUUGAGAUGUUUUGUUUCAGAGAAGUUCUAUGUGUUUCGUCUGCACGGUCAGCUGGUUCGGCAUCACUGGAAGCUUCUGUCUUCUGCGGGUGGGAGGUUGAGUUUUCUGUCCGUGUUGUUGUGAUAGGCAGCAGCCGUCUGGAGUGUGAGUCAUAACCGGCUCUGGCUGUUCUCAUGGUGCACAGCCGGAGUUUUCUACAGAGUGGCUCACAGCAGAGUCAUACUGAAUGAUGAACAAAUAAAUACACUUAGAAAAUGUG